Symbiodinium sp. CCMP2592 is the source of this 3999-nucleotide messenger RNA. The record is from the annotation of a GenBank genome assembly. Lineage: Eukaryota; Dinophyceae; Suessiales; Symbiodiniaceae.
AUGGCCACACCUGCGGACUCGAAGCAGGAAGUCAAGCCGGUGAAGGUCUCGAAGCCUCGGAUUGACUGCAUUGACGGCUGCCGCUUCGCAUUGGUCUUCCCCAUCGUCAUUGCGCACUUUGCGAGGUUUGGCACCAGCAAUCUGACGGCGCUGAAGCUGCUGACGCAGGAGAACGUGCUCGUGGGAGGCUUCUUCGUCAUCUCAGGAUAUGUGUCUGCCUACACCUCCACGAAGCUAGGCGAGCGGAAGGCAGAGGACAAGAAGCUGGCCAACCCAGAGCUCUUCUUCUGGCAGAGGGUGAUGGCCUACUAUCCUUUGCACUUCGUGAUUUCCUGCCUCUUCGCCCCGAUGUUCAUCCAGGUUGAGAGGUGGUACAACACUCCCUGGACCACGACCGCCUUCCGUGCCUUCCUGAACUUCAGCAUGCUGCAGGCUUGGUUCCCCAAGGAGGCGGAGAUCUGGAAUCAGCCGACUUGGUUCUUGUCGGCUCUGACGUUCUCGAACCUCACUAUGCCGACGUUCGUGCUCCCGCAGGUUGCGCAGCUGUCCAAGAACGGCCUUCAGAAGCUCUUCGCCGCCUUGACGGGCAUUUCGCUCCUGCAGAAGGUCUCUUACUCGGAGACUUCCCGCUUCCACAGCAGCAAGGAGCACCCGGUCAACGGACAGGUGAUGCACCCUCUGAUCUGGAACCUGACCCGCUUCCACCCCUUCUGGGCGCUGAUCGAGAUGACGAUGGGCAUCGUCGCGGCCAGGCACGUCAUGCUGGACACGGAGGAGGACAAGAAGAAGCCGACCACGAAUCCUCUUUGGAUGUUCUUGGCUGCUUACGCUUCUCUUGGCCUCCGGCUGACCCAGUUUGAUUUCAACGAUGCCAUCAUCCGCGGCGUUCUCUUCGUGCCGCUCUUUACCAAGUUCUUGACGCAGAUGCAUCGGGACGCGCUGACAGCGAAUCCCGCUCCAAUUACCAAGUUCUUUGGCUCCAAGCCGAUGGCCACCCUCGGUUCCAUCGCCUUCCCGAUGUUCAUUCUGCACGGACCGAUUGGCCAGAUCUUCUACAAGAAGGUGCUCGCGAAAAAGUUGUGGGGCGGGCCCAUGUCCACGAGAUUCUUCCCGAUUUAUCUCGCCAUCUGCCUUGGCAUGAGCCACCUCACGAACGAAUACUUCGUGAAGAACAAGAAGGUGGGCGCCAUUGCCGGAAAGGUGGCCCAAGUUUUGGGGUGUCCGGGGACGCUCCAAAGUCUGAAGCUGUGUCUUUCCUGUCAGGCUGAUGCCAAGGCCAUGGCCACACCUGCGGACUCGAAGCAGGAAGUCAAGCCGGUGAAGGUCUCGAAGCCUCGGAUUGACUGCAUUGACGGCUGCCGCUUCGCAUUGGUCUUCCCCAUCGUCAUUGCGCACUUUGCGAGGUUUGGCACCAGCAAUCUGACGGCGCUGAAGCUGCUGACGCAGGAGAACGUGCUCGUAGGAGGCUUCUUCGUCAUCUCAGGAUAUGUGUCUGCCUACACCUCCACGAAGCUAGGCGAGCGGAAGGCAGAGGACAAGAAGCUGGCCAACCCAGAGCUCUUCUUCUGGCAGAGGGUGAUGGCCUACUAUCCUUUGCACUUCGUGAUUUCCUGCCUCUUCGCCCCGAUGUUCAUCCAGGUUGAGAGGUGGUACAACACUCCCUGGACCACGACCGCCUUCCGUGCCUUCCUGAACUUCAGCAUGCUGCAGGCUUGGUUCCCCAAGGAAGCAGAGAUCUGGAAUCAGCCCACCUGGUUCUUGUCGGCCCUGACGUUCUCGAACCUCACCAUGCCGACGCUGGUGCUGCCGCAGGUUGCGCAGCUGUCCAAGAACGGCCUUCAGAAGCUCUUCGCUGCUUUGACGGGCAUUUCGCUCCUGCAGAAGGUCUCUUACUCGGAGACGGCCCGCUUCCACAGCAGCAAGGAGCAUCCAGUCAACGGACAGGUGAUGCACCCUCUGAUCUGGAACCUGACCCGCUUCCACCCCUUCUGGGCGCUGAUCGAGAUGACGAUGGGCAUCGUCGCUGCCAGGCACGUCAUGCUGGACACGGAGGAGGACAAGAAGAAGCCGACCACGAACCCCCUGUGGCUCUUCCUGGCGGCUUACGCUUCCCUGGGUCUGCGUUUGACCAAGUUCGACUUCAACGAUGCCAUCAUUCGCGGCUUGAUCUUUGUCCCGAUCUUCACGAAGUUCCUGACACAGAUGCACAGGGAUGCGCUCUCUGCGAAUCCGGCAGCCAUCACACGCUUCUUCGGCUCCAAGCCGAUGGCCACGCUGGGCUCCAUCGCCUUCCCGAUGUUCAUCCUGCACGGCCCCAUUGGACAGAUCUUCUACAAGAAGGUUCUGGCUAAGCGGAUCUGGGGUGCGCCGAUGCCGACGUCGUUCUUCCCGUUCUACCUCCUUAUCUGCUUGGGUCUGAGCCACUUGACGAAUGAGUACUUCGUCAAGAACAAGAAGGUGUCAGCCAUCGCGGGCAAAGUUGCCCAAUUCCUGGGAACAAUGAGCCAGGCACAAGGCCUUGUUGAUGCUCAAGCAGCGCUCUUGCAGAGCAGGGCAGGACGAUACAAUGCCGAGCGACUGAUGAGCCAUCCGGCAGUGGGCAGCGUCGAGCGAAUUGCCCAUCUGGCUCAAGCCCAGCUCCAGUGUAAAUGCUUCUCCUUCUUGGCAUGUGCGCAGCGCUGCAACUUGAAGGCAGAUGCAAAGGCCAUGGCGAUGCCACCUGACGCCAAGAAGGACGUGAAGCCCGUCAAGGUCUCAAAGCCUCGCAUUGAUUGCAUCGACGGCUGCCGGUUUGCCCUCGUCUUCCCCAUCGUGGUCGCUCAUUUCGCCAGGUUCGGAACGAAGAAUCUGACGAUGCUGAAGUUGCUCACGCAGGAGAACGUGCUAGUUGGAGGCUUCUUCGUGAUUUCCGGGUAUGCCGCAGCCUCAGUGUCCGCGUACACUUCCACGAAGCUUGGCGAGCGCAAAGCGGAGGAGAAGAAGCUAGCCAACCCGGAGCUCUUCUUCUGGCAGAGGGUCAUGGCCUACUAUCCUUUGCACUUCGUGAUUUCCUGCCUCUUCGCCCCGAUGUUCAUCCAGGUUGAGAGGCCCGACAUGGGGCACAUCACGGCACAUCACGGCACGUACGUCGGUGAGAAUGUCAGUGUAGACAAGAAUUCUUCCGAAGUUGCUGCGCAGGCUUGGUUCCCCAAGGAGGCGGAGAUCUGGAAUCAGCCGACUUGGUUCUUGUCGGCUCUGACGUUCUCGAACCUCACUAUGCCGACGUUCGUGCUCCCGCAGGUUGCGCAGCUGUCCAAGAACGGCCUUCAGAAGCUCUUCGCCGCCUUGACGGGCAUUUCGCUCCUGCAGAAGGUCUCUUACUCGGAGACUUCCCGCUUCCACAGCAGCAAGGAGCACCCGGUCAACGGACAGGUGAUGCACCCUCUGAUCUGGAACCUGACCCGCUUCCACCCCUUCUGGGCGCUGAUCGAGAUGACGAUGGGCAUCGUCGCGGCCAGGCACGUCAUGCUGGACACGGAGGAGGACAAGAAGAAGCCGACCACGAAUCCUCUUUGGAUGUUCUUGGCUGCUUACGCUUCUCUUGGCCUCCGGCUGACCCAGUUUGAUUUCAACGAUGCCAUCAUCCGCGGCGUUCUCUUCGUGCCGCUCUUUACCAAGUUCUUGACGCAGAUGCAUCGGGACGCGCUGACAGCGAAUCCCGCUCCAAUUACCAAGUUCUUUGGCUCCAAGCCGAUGGCCACCCUCGGUUCCAUCGCCUUCCCGAUGUUCAUUCUGCACGGACCGAUUGGCCAGAUCUUCUACAAGAAGGUGCUCGCGAAAAAGUUGUGGGGCGGGCCCAUGUCCACGAGAUUCUUCCCGAUUUAUCUCGCCAUCUGCCUUGGCAUGAGCCACCUCACCAACGAAUACUUCGUGAAGAACAAGAAGGUGGGCGCCAUUGCCGGAAAGGUGGCCCAAGUUUUGGCGAGCUGGACUGAGGGCAUGUUGCGCGAUCGUGAGUAG